AUGACUGAUCGAGAAAGACUCGGAGUUCUGAAACCACCAAGAAACGCCGGUCUCUUGAUGCUUUUGGGCUGUUACGCCAGCGUGGAGCAAGAGGCGAUAAAGGAAGACCUUGAAGAGAGAAGAGCAGAAGUGCUGGCUGAAGCUGCAGAGGCGGGAGAAAGCAUACGCUGUGCCCGCCGAGACUUCGCCAGUAGCAAGAUGAGGAUGACUACUCUCCGGAGCCCGAAGGGAACAACCAUUGCAUCAAGAAGGGGGAUAGAGAAAAUCAUCUAUGACUUCUAUUCUCAUCUCUUCGACAGCCAUGUCCACUUGCCUAAUCACCAUCUGAGGGAAGAUGGACAUGUCAUUCCAGAGGUUCUCCCGUCCGAAAUACGACAUGCUAUCAUGUCGGAAAGAAAACGUACGGCAUACGGCCCAAACAGAAUAAGACAAGAACACCUGAGAAACCUUCUGCCAGUACUCAUCAACACCCUGGCGAGGAUCUUUACACGUUACCUGUCGGAAUGCAAGAUUCCUAAACAGUGGAAGAUCAGCAAGACCGUGUUGCUGUAUAAAAAGGGAGAUCCACAUGACAUCGGCAACUAUCACCCAAUCUGCUUACUGUACAUCUACAACCUCUUUAGAAGAGUGAUCCUUAAAAGGAUUGAGAAAGUAUUGGAUGAAGGACGCGAGCAUGCGAGCAAGCAGGGUUUUGAAAAGGAUUCAGCACGAUUGACCACAUUCACACCGUUUCGAAACUCAUCGAGGUAUCACGAGAGUACAAGAUGCACCGCUGUCACACCUUCAUCGUCUUCAAGAAGGCCUUCGACUCAGUUGAGACGGAAGCGGUCAUGGAAGCCUUGA
Molecule: messenger RNA, 843 nt
Organism: Necator americanus (New World hookworm)
Lineage: Eukaryota; Metazoa; Nematoda; Chromadorea; Rhabditida; Ancylostomatidae
Exons: 2
Coding region: 1-843 (280 amino acids)
Source: RefSeq, a predicted model, not a curated record